Messenger RNA from Exophiala viscosa, 1481 nucleotides. RefSeq names its product cysteine desulfurase. The transcript has a single exon. The record is from RefSeq and is a predicted model, not a curated record. Bases 107 to 1366 code for a protein of 419 amino acids. Lineage: Eukaryota; Fungi; Ascomycota; Eurotiomycetes; Chaetothyriales; Herpotrichiellaceae.
UCUCAUGAUGUCCCGAAUGACGAAACAGUAGAGACGCAGAAGAGACUCUGACAUUCACCUGAUUAGUUGUUGUAACUUGUUAAAGUUUCUAGCUUAGCACAGCAACAUGCCUCCAUCCAUCAAUGUGGCCGACAUCAGGGCCCAGUUUCCUGGCCUCGCACAGAAGCAGGUCUUUAUGGAUAAUGCAGGAGGCUCUCAAGUCCUUCAAACAGUCAUAGACGCAAUCUCAACCUAUCUUUCCAAGACCAAUGUUCAGCUUGGCGCAUCCUACCCGGUUUCUCAGGCUUCCACGGCCAAGUUUAAUGACGGUCACAUUGCUGGCGCAAAAUACAUCAAUGCAUCACCAAAAGAAGUCGUGUUCGGGCCUUCGACCACGCAAUUGUUUCGCAAUCUGUCGAUCGCCCUCAAGAUAGAGUCAGGCUCUGAAAUUGUCCUGUCGAGUCUUGACCAUGAAGCCAACCUUGCUGCCUGGGUUCAGCUGGCGGAAUGGAAAGGACUGACCGUCAAAUGGUGGAUUCCUACCAAGAAUACAACAUCAAACCCAAGACUCGAAGCCGACGACUUGAAAGCACUUUUGACACCAAAGACGCGCCUUGUCUGCUGUACGCAUACCUCCAACAUUCUCGGUACUGUCACAGACGUUGCGGCCUUGUCCAAAGUCAUCCACGAAACCAACCCCAAUACUCUGUUCUGUGUCGAUGCUGUAGCUUAUGCUCCGCAUGCACCGAUAGACGUCAAAGCAUUUGGCGUUGACUUUUAUUCUUUCUCCUGGUACAAGGUAUAUGGGCCACACGUUUCUAUGCUGUACGCCAGUGAAAAGGCACAGGCACAACUGCAAAGUCUAGGUCAUUAUUUCAAGCCUGGGGACACCCUGGAAGAAAUGCUUGGUCUUGCUGCCGGAAAUUAUGAAUGUGUUCAGUCUAUUCCUCAAGUUGUCCAAUAUGUUGACAAGUUGGGGUGGGGUCCGGUUGCUGAGCAGGAACAGGAGAUUCAAGAGAUCCUCUUGUCUUACCUGCGCUCGAAGCCAGAGCAGAUCAAGAUAUAUGGAGAGCCAUCUUCGAACAGGAAGCUCCGCGUACCGGUCAUCAGCUUCCGCGUCAGAGAUCAGAGCUCGCUUGGAAUCAUCGAUGGUAUUGAGGCACGGUCAGACUUUGGCUGCCGCAGUGGGCAUUUCUAUAGUAAGCGCCUGUGUGAGAAUGUUCUCGGAAUUUCUGACAGCGAUGAUGGCGUGGUGAGGUGUUCACUGCUUCAUUAUAACACUGCUGAUGAAGUGCACGGAUUGGUUAAAGUGCUGGAUGAAGUAAUCACUGAAGGAGCUGGAAAGGUUGAUCCGGAGGCCAGCAGGAAGGACGUCGCAAACUGGUAGUAAAUGUCUAGCCUUGUUAUUGUGUUGGGCGUUACCUGACAAAGGAGGCAGACAGAGGUGCACCAAGACCUUGUGUUUCUGUUGGAUAUUCUGACUUGUUCAAGACGAUAAGGGA